AUGGGUUUCACCACAACCCUCUUCAGAGAGCUUCGUGAUUUACCGCUUGUGGAAGUCUCUUCGAUCUCCAUCAAUUUGUCUCUCUUCUUAGUGUUUAUCAUCGACAUCUCUGCAAGACGCUUACUUCUCUGCCUCCGUCGUGGCCAUUUCUUCAAACAUGACUCUGUACGAAACUCUAGUUCCGUCAAUGUCGGAGACACCCGUGAGGUCGAAGUCACCACUGGCUACAAAUUCUCGGUUCUGUGCUGUUUCUUUGUCUUAAUCGUGCAAGUUUCAGUUUUGGUUUUAGAUGUUGUCGGAGUAACUAAGGAAAGAAACGAGAUUUGUGUUAUUUUCUCGCCGGUUACACAGAUUCUAGCUUGGUUAGUGUUAUGCGCAUCAGUUGUUCAAUGUAGUUACACCUCUGCGGAAAAGUUCCCUUUACUGUUAAGGCUAUGGUGGGUUGUGGGCUUCUUAAUCUGUUUAUGGGCUUUGUUCAUUGACUCCAGAGAGCUUGUAGUGAACGGCUCAAAUCAUUUGUCUUCCCACGUUGUUGGCAACUUUGUUUCAGCUCCGGCCCUGGCUUUCCUCUGCUUCCUUGCUCUGAGAGGUCAGUCAAGUCUUCGAGUCAUUACGGAUUCACAUCUUAUUGAGCCUUUACUUGUCGAACAAGAAGAAGAAAAAGCUGGGUGUCUUAAUGUUACUUGUUAUAGUGACGCCGGGUUGUUCAGCCUCGCUACGCUUUCGUGGCUGAAUCCUCUUCUCUCUCUUGGCGCCAAGAGGCCAUUGGAUCUCACGGACAUUCCUCUCCUCGCUCCCAAAGACCGGGCAAAGACCAACUACAAAAUCUUGAAGUUUAACUGGGAGAAGUUAAAGGCUGAGAAUCCCUCAAAAUCACCUUCUCUUGCUUGGGCGGUCUUGAAGUCGUUUUGGAAAGAAGCGGCUUGUAAUGCAGUCUUUGCUGGCUUGAACACUCUUGUUUCUUACGUGGGUCCUUAUCUGGUGAAUGACUUUGUUAAUUAUCUGGGUGGGAAAGAGACUUACCCUCAUGAAGGUUACAUCCUCGCUGGUAUCUUCUUUGCGGCCAAGCUCGCAGAGACUUUAACAACUCGGCAGUGGUAUCUCGGUGUGGAUAUCUUGGGGAUGCAUGUGCGGUCAGCUCUAACGGCUAUGGUGUACAGAAAAGGCCUAAAACUUUUGAGUAUAACUAAGCAGAAUCACACGAGGGGCGAAAUUGUGAACUACAUGGCCGUUGAUGUCCAGAGAGUAGGUGACUACUCUUGGUACCUUCAUGAUAUGUGGAUGCUUCCUCUACAGAUUGUACUUGCUCUUGGGAUCUUGUACAGGAGUGUGGGCGUGGCGGCUGUAGCCACGUUGGUGGCCACAGUUUUCUCUAUUCUCGCCACUAUCCCAUUGGCCAAAGUUCAAGAGGACUAUCAAGACAAACUGAUGUCUGCUAAAGAUGAGGGAAUGAGAAAGACUUCCGAGUGUUUGAGGAACAUGAGGAUUCUGAAGCUGCAGGCUUGGGAGGAUCGGUACAGGGUCGUGCUUGAGGGAAUGAGGAGCACAGAGUUCAAGUGGCUUCGAAAGGCUUUAUACUCCCAAGCGUUUAUCACGUUUAUAUUCUGGAGUUCGCCUAUAUUUGUAGCUGCAAUCACGUUUGCUACGGCUAUAGGCUUAGGAACUCAGCUCACUGCAGGAGGUGUUCUUUCAGCGCUUGCAACUUUCAGGAUUCUUCAGGAGCCGCUUAGGAAUUUUCCUGAUCUGGUGUCAAUGAUGGCUCAGACUAAAGUGUCUCUUGAUCGAAUAUCUGGAUUUCUGCUAGAGGAAGAGCUCCAGGGAGAUGCCACGAUAAUCCUUCCUCAAGGUGUGUCAGACACAUCUGUAGAGAUCAAAGACGGUUGUUUCUCUUGGGAUCCUUCGUGGGUACGGCCAACUUUGUUUGAUAUUCAUCUAAACGUUAAGAGAGGAAUGCGAGUAGCUGUCUGCGGAGUCGUUGGUUCAGGAAAAUCAAGUUUUCUUUCUUGUAUACUUGGAGAAAUCCCUAAAAUCUCCGGUGAAGUCAGAGUAUGCGGUAGUGCUGCUUAUGUUUCACAAUCCGCAUGGAUCCAGUCUGGCAAUAUAGAAGAAAAUAUUCUAUUUGGCAGUCCAAUGGAUAAGGCCAAGUACAAGAACGUUAUACACGCUUGCUCACUGAAACGGGACUUGGAGCUCUUCUCACAUGGCGAUCAGACCAUUAUCGGUGACAGAGGCAUAAACCUCAGUGGUGGUCAGAAGCAGAGAGUUCAACUAGCUAGAGCGCUUUACCAAGAUGCUGAUGUUUAUCUCCUCGACCAUCCUUUUAGCGCUGUCGAUGCUCACACAAGCUCCGAACUCUUCAAGGAAUACAUAUUGACGGCUCUGGCAGACAAGACUGUGAUAUUUGUAACUCAUCAAGUCGAGUUUCUUCCUACCACGGAUCUUAUAUUGGUCCUUAGGGAUGGCCAAAUUAUACAGUCAGGUAAGUAUGAGGAACUGCUACAAGCAGGAACGGAUUUCUCAUCUCUUGUGUCUGCUCAUCAUGAAGCUAUUGACGCAAUGGACAUUCCAAGCCAUUCAUCAGAGGAUUCGGACAGCCAUCAUGUGCUAGACCAGUCACUACCACACAAUCCAAAAUCCAACGCUUCCUCGAGCAAUAUUGAGAUUCUGGCCAAGGAGGUCCAAGAAGGGCCAUCAGGCUCUAACCAGAAAGCCACCAAAGAGAAAAAAAAAAAAAGCAAAACGGCUGAGGAAGAAACAACUGGUUCAAGAAGAGGAACGUGUCCGGGGACGAAUCAGUAUGAAGCCUAUAAAGGAUUGUUGAUACCACUCAUAAUCAUUGCGCAAACUCUGUUUCAGUUCCUUCAGAUUGCAAGUAACUGGUGGAUGGCCUGGGCAAAUCCGCAAACAGAGGGAGACCAAGCUAAAGUGAGCUCCACGGUCCUUCUCCUUGUAUUUAUUGCGCUAGCAUUUGGUAGCUCAGUAUUUAUCUUUGUCCGAGCUAUUCUGGUCGCCACAUUCGGCCUUGUAGCUGCUCAGAAGCUGUUUCUGAACAUGCUCAGGAGUGUUUUCCGCGCGCCAAUGUCGUUUUUCGACUCGACUCCUGCUGGAAGGAUCUUAAAUCGGGUGUCCAUUGAUCAAAGCGUGGUGGAUCUUGAUAUUCCUUUUAGGCUCGGAGGAUUUGCAUCAACAACAAUAAAGCUCAUUGGCAUUGUUGGUGUGAUGACAAACGUUACAUGGCAAGUGUCUCUUCUUGUAAUUCCAACUGGCAUUGCUUGCUUGUGGAUGCAGGUGAUUUCUGUUUCUUUUCACUUGAAAACGCAUAAAUACUACAUGGCUUCGUCUAGAGAGCUGGUUCGGAUUGUGAGCAUACAGAAAUCUCCAAUCAUCCAUCUUUUCGGUGAGUCAAUCGCAGGUGCAGCAACAAUCAGAGGAUUUGGCCAAGAAAAGCGUUUCAUGAAGAGAAACCUCUAUUUACUGGACUCCUUUGCCCGCCCUUUCUUUUGCAGCAUCGCUGCUAUAGAGUGGCUCUGUUUACGCAUGGAACUGCUUUCCACUUUCGUCUUUGCCUUCUGCAUGCUCCUGCUCGUUAGCUUUCCACAUGGAACAAUCGAUCCAAGCAAGUUCUCUCUUUCCUCUUUAUUUCUCCCUGUCGUUAGAAAACUUUUUAUCAUCUUUAUUGAGUUCAGAAUAUACCUUUGUAUAGGCAUGGCUGGCCUUGCAGUAACGUAUGGUCUUAAUUUAAACGCUCGCCUUUCCCGGUGGAUACUUAGCUUUUGUAAACUCGAGAACAAAAUCAUCUCCAUCGAAAGAAUCUAUCAGUAUAGUCAGAUUCCCAGUGAAGCCCCUACGUUCAUCGAGGAAGCUCACCCUCCUCCCUCGUGGCCAGAAAAGGGAACCAUUGAGAUCAACAAUUUGAAGGUUCGAUAUGGAGAGAAUCUACCUACUGUACUCCACGGAAUCAACUGUGUGUUCCCUGGUGGCAAGAAGAUUGGGAUUGUGGGGCGCACAGGAAGUGGCAAAUCAACUCUGAUCCAAGCGCUAUUCAGGCUGAUAGAGCCAUAUGCAGGACAAAUAAUCAUUGAUGGCAUUGAUAUCUCCUCCAUUGGCCUUCACGAUCUCCGUGGCCGUCUCAGCAUCAUUCCCCAGGACCCCACCUUGUUUGAAGGUACUAUCCGAGGAAACCUCGACCCUCUCGAAGAACACACUGAUCAAGAAGUUUGGCAGGCUCUAGAUAAGUCACAAUUGGGGGAUAUAGUCCGUGCAAAAGACCAGAAGCUCGAUACUCCAGUGUUAGAAAAUGGAGAUAACUGGAGUGUGGGGCAGAGGCAGCUGGUGUCUCUUGGUCGUGCAUUGCUUAAACAAGCGAGAAUUCUUGUGCUUGAUGAAGCAACUGCUUCGGUUGACUCAGCCACUGAUAAUCUCAUCCAGAAGAUUUUGAGAACAGAGUUUGGAGACUGCACGGUCUGCACUAUCGCACAUCGGAUCCCGACUGUGAUCGAUAGUGACAUGGUUCUGGUUCUAAGCGAUGGUCUUGUUGCGGAAUGCGACACGCCAACACGACUUCUAGAGGAUAAAUCUUCGAUGUUCCUUCGACUGGUGACAGAAUACUCCUCGAGAUCGAGUGGCAUACCUGACUUCUGA
Messenger RNA from Eruca vesicaria subsp. sativa (arugula), 4641 nucleotides. Lineage: Eukaryota; Viridiplantae; Streptophyta; Magnoliopsida; Brassicales; Brassicaceae. The record is from the annotation of a GenBank genome assembly.